This is a messenger RNA of Fundulus heteroclitus (mummichog), 3153 nucleotides long. It is a transcript of the gene cpsf2, whose product is annotated as cleavage and polyadenylation specific factor 2. The record is from RefSeq and is a predicted model, not a curated record. Bases 465 to 2846 code for a protein of 793 amino acids. NCBI's taxonomy places the organism in Eukaryota, Metazoa, Chordata, Actinopteri, Cyprinodontiformes, Fundulidae. The transcript is spliced from 14 exons. Gene Ontology annotation, biological process: mRNA 3'-end processing by stem-loop binding and cleavage. Gene Ontology annotation, cellular component: mRNA cleavage and polyadenylation specificity factor complex. Gene Ontology annotation, molecular function: RNA binding.
AGCCUUUCACCUAUGACGCAGUAGCCAACAUGGCGGCGUUUAACCCGCUAACAAAAAAGUCCUGACGUUUGAGUAAUGAUAAACAAUAAUUUUAAGGUUGCUUUUGUUCUAUUUCAGGGAAGAAUACAUUUACUGUAUGUUAUAAUCUGUAGUUCUUUUAAUGUUUCCAGACAUUCUUCAGUUAUCUGCGCUAGCACGAAGCUAGCAUGCUAAAUAGACGUUGCCUGGGAUUGAGCUAACAAUCCCUCCGUCACAGCCAAACUGAGUUUAGACUUGUUAUUUUUGUUAGAGACGCACAUUCAUGUUUAUAUUCAUGCAGCUCACGUUAUAUUCUGUGUUGUAGACAUUUGCUUAAAAAAAACUUUUGUUUUGCUUUCGGAUGAUUCGUUAUAGAAAAUCUUGAAUUAAAGCCGAUUUUAUGAGGAAGGGAUUUUUGUUUUGAUCGAGAAAAGUCAAAAGAAAAAAUGACUUCCAUCAUCAAGCUGACGGCCGUGUCGGGGGUCCAGGAGGAAUCGGCCCUCUGUUACCUGCUGCAGGUGGACGAAUUCCGCUUCCUCCUGGACUGUGGAUGGGACGAGACCUUCUCAAUGGACAUCAUCGAUGCCAUGAAGCGAUAUGUUCACCAGGUGGACGCCGUCCUGCUCUCGCACCCUGACCCCAUUCACCUGGGAGCCCUGCCCUACGCCGUGGGCAAACUGGGUCUGAACUGCACCAUUUACGCCACCAUUCCCGUCUACAAAAUGGGCCAGAUGUUCAUGUACGACUUGUAUCAGUCGAGAAACAACAGCGAAGACUUCACGCUCUUCACCCUCGACGACGUGGAUAGUGCUUUUGAUAAGAUCCAGCAGCUGAAAUACUCCCAGAUUGUCAAUCUGAAAGGAAAGGGGCACGGUCUUUCAAUCACCCCUCUCCCGGCCGGACACAUGAUCGGAGGCACCAUUUGGAAGAUCGUCAAAGACGGCGAGGAGGAAAUCGUAUAUGCAGUGGACUUCAAUCACAAGAGAGAAAUACACCUUAACGGCUGCACCCUGGAGAGCAUUAGUCGACCAUCGUUACUCAUUACAGACUCCUUCAACGCCGCUUAUGUGCAGCCACGGCGCAAACAAAGAGACGAGCAGCUGCUGACGAACGUAAUGGAGACCCUGCGUGGUAACGGUAACGUCCUUAUUGCCGUGGAUACGGCCGGCCGCGUGCUGGAGCUGGCGCAGCUCCUGGACCAGAUUUGGAGGACGAAGGACGCUGGGCUCGGAGCUUACCCGCUAGCUCUGCUCAACAACGUCAGCUACAACGUGGUGGAGUUCUCCAAGUCCCAGGUGGAGUGGAUGAGCGACAAACUGAUGAGGUGCUUCGAGGACAAAAGGAACAACCCCUUUCAGUUUCGACACCUGAACCUUUGCCACAGUCUGGCCGACCUGGCCCGGGUACCCAACCCCAAGGUGGUGCUGUGCAGCCAACCGGACCUGGAGUCGGGCUUCUCCAGAGAGCUCUUCACCCAGUGGUGCCAAAAUGCCAAAAACUCCAUCAUCCUCACCUACCGGACCACGCCAGGAACCCUGGCCCGCUAUCUCAUCGACAACCCCGGAGAAAAGAUGCUGGAUUUGGAGGUCAGGAAAAGAGUAAAGCUCGAAGGGAAGGAGCUGGACGACUAUCUUGAAAAAGAGAAAAUGAAGAAAGAGGCGGCUAAAAAGCUGGAACAAGCAAAAGAGGUGGACGUGGACUCGAGCGAUGAGAGUGACAUGGAAGACGACCUGGACCAGCCGGCGGCGGUGAAAACCAAGCAUCACGACCUGAUGAUGAAGGGCGAGGGGAACCGCAAAGGAAGCUUCUUCAAACAGGCCAAGAAGUCAUACCCGAUGUUCCCCGUGCACGAGGAGAGGAUCAAGUGGGACGAGUACGGAGAAAUAAUCAGGGUUGAAGACUUCUUGGUCCCCGAGCUGCAAGCCACGGAGGAAGAGAAGAGCAAACUGGAAUCCGGCCUGACGAAUGGAGAUGAGCCCAUGGACCAGGAUCUGUCCGUCGUCCCCACAAAAUGCGUCUCGAGUGUUGAGAAUUUUGAAAUAAAAGCACGGGUGACGUACAUAGACUACGAAGGUCGCUCCGACGGCGACUCCAUCAAGAAGAUCAUCAACCAGAUGAAGCCCAGGCAGCUCGUGAUCGUCCACGGGCCGCCGGAGGCGAGCCUGGACCUGGCCGAGUCCUGCAAGGCCUUCAGCAAAGACAUCAAGGUCUACACGCCCAAACUGCAGGAGACCGUGGACGCCACCAGCGAGACUCACAUCUACCAGGUGCGUCUGAAAGACUCCCUGGUGAGCUCCCUGCAGUUCUGCAAGGCCAAAGACACGGAGCUGGCCUGGAUCGACGGGGUGCUGGACAUGCGCGUCGCCAAGGUGGACACCGGCGUCAUGCUGGAGGAGGGUGUGAAGGAGGAGGAGGAGGAGGACGGCGGCGGUGUCAGCGGCGAGGUGCCCAUGGAAACCGCCCUGGAGCUCGGCAUCGACCACGACGCCACGGCCGUGGCAGCGCAGCGCGCCAUGAAGAGCCUGUUCGGAGAGGACGAGAAGGAGAUGUCCGAGGAGAGCGACGUCAUUCCCACGCUGGAGCCGCUGCCUCCGACUGAGAUCUCAGGGCAUCAGUCUGUGUUCAUCAACGAGCCCAGGCUGUCGGACUUCAAGCAGGUCUUGCUGAGAGAAGGCAUCCAAGCUGAAUUUGUGGGGGGAGUUCUGGUAUGCAACAACGUGGUGGCCGUCCGCAGGACGGAGCCGGGACGCAUCGGUCUAGAAGGCUGCCUGUGUGACGACUACUAUAAGAUCCGGGAGCUGCUGUAUCAGCAGUACGCUGUUGUAUAACUGCAGAAGGACCCACGGAUGCAGAGCACACAUUCUCUACACACAGACAUAAGAAGGACUUUAAAACGGUGUUCACCCGCCCCACGGACCGCUCUACCAUUGUUGUUUUCAGUACGUUUUCCUUUUUAUACUUUAGUUCCAGUCGUUUUUUUAAAUUGUUUACCUUUGUAAAGUGAGAGGCCGGUUGUUUGCCUUUUUUGGACUUCUUCAUGUGAACCCCUGUGAAAUUGUCACAUUUCUACAAAUCCACCCAGUGGGAAGCUGUGUUCCCUCUGGUCUUGUCAGUAAAUAGUUUUUUUCCUGCAAA